This is a messenger RNA of Spodoptera frugiperda (fall armyworm), 875 nucleotides long. RefSeq names its product histidine-rich glycoprotein-like. NCBI's taxonomy places the organism in Eukaryota, Metazoa, Arthropoda, Insecta, Lepidoptera, Noctuidae. The transcript has 6 exons. Bases 106 to 789 code for a protein of 227 amino acids. Gene Ontology annotation, cellular component: extracellular matrix. The record is from RefSeq and is a predicted model, not a curated record.
AAAGCAACGUAUUUUUUCCAGUGUGUAUCAGUUCAUUAGUGAAUCUAGUACGAAUAGUACAGCUUCAUCAACAACUACCAAACCCUUUAAUUAAAAAAACUUAAAAUGUACUUCAAGGUCCUGUGUAUCGUAGCCAUCGCCGUAGUGGCUGUCUCAGCGGAGUACGGCCACUCCUCCCAGCAUAUCCAUAGACACGAUGGACAUCACCAGGUUGUGGAAUUCAAGGAUAAGCAUGGACAUCACCAUGUCGACUACUAUGCCCAUCCCAAGUACGAGUUCGCGUACAAGGUGGACGACAAGCACACCGGAGACCACAAGGAACAGCACGAGCACCGUGACGGACACGACACAAAGAGCGACUACAAAGUGCACGUAGAACACAUCGUACCCCAUCAUCAUCAUCAUCACCAUGAGCAUCAUGUGUGCUUACUAGUUGUGGUGGUAGUGGCAACCGCAUCAGCUCAUGAUGGCCACUCCUCGAUUCACAUCUUACGGCACGAUGGUCAUCACACGCCCGUGGUCAUAAAAGAUAAGCAUGGACAUCAUCACGUUGACUACUACACACCUCCCAAGUACAAGUUCGGGUAUGAUGUGAAGAGUCAUCACACUGGUGAUCAUAAGAAACACCAUGAGCACCGCCACGGUGACCAAGUCAAGGGAGAAUAUGCCUUGCACGAACCUGAUGGUGGUUCCAGGCAUAUUCAUUACCAUGCUGACAAGCAUUCUGGUUUCCACGCAGAUGUGAAGCACAGUAUUCAUCAUAUAGUGCCAAAGAAGCAUCAUCAUUAAAUCAAAGUUCUAUAAUGUUUAUAAAAUUAAAUAAAUAUCGUGUUGUUUUUGUAAUUAGUCUUGUUUAUAAUUGUUUUGUUUUUAAU